UCGGCGAACUGUUCAACCAACUAUCUUCCCGAUCUUUCUGCCUGUUUCUUCAGAGAGUGAGAUACAACGGGACUUAAAGCGCUUGCAAGAUCAGCCCUUUAACCAAUUGGGUUCAUUAAGGAAGAGGAGAAAGAAUUUCCAACUCAUACGAUAAAGGUUGGGGAAGAACUGGAACCAGAUAAGAGGAAGAAGUGUUGUGGAGUCUAGUUAACAUAUUAAGGGCGUGAUGGAGAUAUCACUGCUGAAAAUGCUUCUCAAAAAUAUAUCUAGUUUCUUUCAUCUGCCAUGCCAUGAACACAGAAACUCUGAAAUUGUUGAAAAAUACUACCAUAAGAUUGAAGAAAUUCUGAAGUUAAUCAAGCCAGUACUCGAGUCUAUUGUUGAUGCAGAAGUGGCUUCUGAUGAAUCACUACAGAAAGAAUUUGCAGGCUUGAGUCAAUCUGUUGAUGAACUCCGGGAGCUUCUAGAAGAUUGCCAUCCGUUGAUGAGUAAAGUUUACUUUGUUAUGCAAGUUGAAACAUUGUUUGCAAAGGUUCGGGUUCAAAGCCUAGAACUUUUUGAGCUGCUGAAAUCUUCUUCUAAAGGUCUUCCUGCUGAAUUAAGUUCUGCAUCACUUGAGCAAUGCAUACAGAAAAUUAAGCAUAUGGGUUACGAAAAAGCGUCGGCUAUUAUUUCAAAAGCUAUAAGGGAUCAAUCAGAGGGAUCUGGACCUAACGCAGAUAGCAGGUCAAAAAUUGCCGAUUUUCUUAGCUUGAGGUCAAAUCAAGAACUUCUAAUCGAGGCUGUUGCCCUCGAAAAGUUGAAGGAAAAUGCCGAACAAGCCGAAAAGAUUGUAGAUUUAGAGUGUAUCGAGGAAAUGAUUGCUCUUGUUACCCACAUGAACGAUUGCUUGAUUGAGGCUAAACAAUCGCAAAGCUGCAACCCUGUUCCAAUACCUCCAGAUUUCUGUUGCCCGCUAUCACUUGAACUGAUGACCGACCCUGUAAUUGUAGCUUCUGGACAAACAUAUGAGCGGGCAUAUAUCCAUAAUUGGAUUGAUCUUGGGCUUACCGUUUGCCCUAAGACAAUGCAAACGCUCGGUCACACUAAUCUUAUUCCUAAUUACACAGUAAAGGCACUGAUUGCAAAUUGGUGUGAAUCCAACAACGUUAAGCUGCCAGACCUUGCAAAGAUCACGAGCUUGAACAAACCCAGUUCGCCCAGAUCGACAUGGACUGUGGGUUCACCGAAGAACUUAAUUGUGUCUAGUGCGACCAAUCAGGAAGAAGCUUCUAUGGUGCAUCAUGUCCAUUCAUCUUCAGAGGAUUCCAUAACUGGAAAUAGGCAUGAGUUGAACAAUAAGAAUGACAAUUUGGCUGAAUCUGAGGAGAGAAGUUUGGAUUCAGGUGGACCUUCAGCCAGUGGUGGAGUGGGUGAAGGGUCACUGGAGGGCCAUAAGAGGAGUACUUCAACUUCCGGCUCACCUAUCAGUAGACACUUUUCUCAAGAGAUCACUCAUGAUGCAAAUGAGGAAUCUUCGCCAGAUUCAGCAGCAGCAAACAACGGUGAUGCUUCAGGGGAGGUGGCGGCAGAGCCUCAGCCCGCCAUUACUACCGCCAUUCCUCCACAAAGGGAGCAUGAAUAUUCACCUCGACUCGGACAUAGAUCACGAAAUCAAAUAUGGCGCAGACCAUCUGAAAGAUUUGGACCAAGAGUAGUUUCUUCUUCAGCUACUGAAACGAGACCCGAUCUCAGUGGAGUUGAAACCCAAGUCAAAAAGUUGGUUGAGGAUUUAAGUAGCACUUCACUUGAUGCAGUAAAGGAUGCUACCGGUGAACUCAGAUUACUUGCGCGCCAUAAUAACGAUAAUCGAGUUGUCAUAGCCAACUGUGGUGCCAUCACCUUAUUAAUAAGCCUGCUCCGUUCAGCUGACCAAAAAGUCCAAGCAAAUGCAGUGACUGCACUUCUGAACUUAUCGAUAAACGAUAACAACAAAACCGCCAUUGCAAAUGCUGAUGCAAUCGAACCUCUGAUUCAUGUUCUGGAAACGGGGAGCUCCGAGGCAAAAGAAAACUCCGCUGCAACUCUUUUUAGUCUCUCGGUUAUCGAAGAUAACAAGAUACGGAUUGGCAGGUCGGGCGCGAUCCGGCCCCUGGUCGAUUUAUUGGGAAACGGAACUCCAAGGGGGAAAAAGGAUGCAGCCACAGCUUUAUUCAACUUGUCAAUAUUUCACGAAAAUAAGGCCCGGAUUGUGCAGGCUGGUGCCGUGAGGUAUCUUGUGGAAUUGAUGGAUCCUGCGGCUGGGAUGGUUGAUAAGGCGGUCGCAGUUUUGUCGAAUCUUGCAACGAUUCCCGAGGGUAGAGCAGCUAUUGGUCAGGAGGGCGGCAUACCGGUGCUGGUUGAAGUGGUCGAGUUGGGUUCGGCUCGAGGGAAGGAAAACGCUGCUGCCGCCCUCCUACAGCUCUGUACCAACAGCAGCCGGUUUUGCAACAUGGUCCUUCAGGAAGGCGCGGUUCCACCAUUGGUCGCUUUGUCUCAGUCCGGUACCCCAAGAGCGAAGGAAAAGGCUCAGUCACUGCUAAGCUACUUUAGAAACCAGCGCCAUGGGAACGGUGGGAGAUGAUUGAUGGUUUUGAGGUAMGAUUUGUAUACGAUGUAUGUAUAUCUUAAUGUUGCAAAUAAUAAUAAUAAUAAUAUUGCAUUAUUGUUAUUAUUAUUUAUUAUUAUGAUUCUCUUAAAAAGAAGAAAAAUAGAAACCAAAAAAACGACGUAGUUUUUGUACUUUUGGGAAGUUCAUACCUUUGUGCUUAAAUUUAGUGUGAGUUUGUUUUUGUUGCCUUAUAAUCUUCGAUAUGUUUUUCAUUCU
Molecule: messenger RNA, 2845 nt
Organism: Cynara cardunculus var. scolymus (artichoke)
Lineage: Eukaryota; Viridiplantae; Streptophyta; Magnoliopsida; Asterales; Asteraceae
Product: U-box domain-containing protein 4-like
Exons: 7
Coding region: 227-2602 (791 amino acids)
Biological process (GO): protein ubiquitination
Cellular component (GO): cytoplasm; nucleus
Molecular function (GO): ubiquitin-protein transferase activity; protein binding
Source: RefSeq, a predicted model, not a curated record